Lymnaea stagnalis (great pond snail) is the source of this 835-nucleotide messenger RNA. The record is from the annotation of a GenBank genome assembly. Lineage: Eukaryota; Metazoa; Mollusca; Gastropoda; Lymnaeidae.
AAGAGCGUCGGGCGGAUCACCCGCAUGCUGUUUGUCAUCAGCGCCGUCUAUGUGCUCACCAACCUCACGACGCUGGUUCUCGUCUUCCUGAGGGCAGCCAUAUCUGAGACUGUGGCGACACUCAGUCCCGCGGCCGAUGCAAUCUUCAGGCUCUUCUACAUGAGCUUCUUGAUCAACUGUGCCGUGAAUCCGAUCAUCUAUAACUUUUACGACAGGAAUUUCCGGAAGGAAUGUUUCAGGAUGCUUAGUUUCUCACGGAAAUGACCGGUUUCUUUUCGUCAGUGAAUGAAAAUUGGGUGACUUAGUCAUCAGCGUUGGACGAGAGAAAUCAACAAACGAACUUCGAGUUUUCUAUCUUUUCUUAUUCAUUAAAGAAAAAUGACAACGUUCGAUUUUUUUCCAUGGCGAUUAACUUUUUAAAGUAAGUUAGUGAACUUGAUCCCAACAGCUGAACAAUCCCGACACAACAGCUGGAUUGGCGAAUAACAAAAAGGUUGGAAUGACACUACGGCCCACACGUCCCUGACACACCGGCACACACGGGACUGACACAACGGCCCGCACGUCCCUGACACAUAUGAACACACGUCCCUGACACACGAUGAAAAGAUUGAUUGGUCGUGAAGAAGAAUACCAAAACAAUGUAUCAGGAUUGGGAAACUGAAGGAAAUAAUGUAUUUCAGCUUCCGGAGGGGUACAUCAUCAUUUAACGCCGAACGAAAACAUUAGUUACACCUGGUUUCAUCACCAGAUUCACCUGAGUACAUGAUACAUCAUCAGGUACAAUUGGGUACAUCUUCAGAUACACCUGGAUGCAUCAUCAGGUACAAUUGGG